Messenger RNA from Xenia sp. Carnegie-2017, 1614 nucleotides. Its product is annotated as spliceosome RNA helicase DDX39B-like. Gene Ontology annotation, biological process: mRNA splicing, via spliceosome; mRNA export from nucleus. The record is from RefSeq and is a predicted model, not a curated record. Gene Ontology annotation, molecular function: ATP binding; RNA helicase activity; RNA binding. NCBI's taxonomy places the organism in Eukaryota, Metazoa, Cnidaria, Anthozoa, Malacalcyonacea, Xeniidae.
CUUUUUCUUCGCCAUUUUUACUUUGCCAUUUUCUUUCGUUCGUGAGUAGAUUCAUCGUACUUGUAAAGCAUUCGCAUAUUUCAAUAAUGGCUGCUGAUCACGAAGAUGGCGAUGUUUCUGAGUUGUUGGAUUAUGAAGAAGAAGAAGCAGAAGCCCCCAAUGCUGUUGGUGCCAAGGAUUCAAAAAAAGAUGUGAAAGGCGCAUAUGUCAGCAUUCAUAGCUCAGGAUUCCGAGAUUUCCUGUUAAAACCAGAAUUGUUGCGAGCUAUUCUCGAUUGCGGUUUUGAACAUCCAAGCGAAGUUCAGCAUGAGUGUAUUCCUCAAGCUAUUCUUGGAAUGGAUAUUGUUUGCCGCAAAAGUGGUAUGGGAAAGACAGCUGUUUUUGUUCUCGCCACUCUUCAACAGAUUGAACCUGUGGAUGGUCAGGUCAGCGUUAUUGUGUUGUGUCAUACACGUGAGUUGGCAUUUCAGAUUUGUAAAGAAUAUGAAAGGUUUUCAAAGUACAUGAACAGUCUCAAAGUUGGUGUCUUCUUUGGUGGCAUUAAUAUCAAGAAAGAUCAGCAAACCCUCAAGGCUAAUUGUCCUCAUAUUGUGGUUGGAACUCCUGGUAGAAUCCUAGCUUUGGCUCGUGAAAAAUCUCUCAAUAUGAAACAUAUAAAGCAUUUUAUUCUUGAUGAAUGUGAUAAGAUGCUUGAACAACUUGACAUGCGUCGAGAUGUUCAAGAGAUUUUUCGUACUACUCCACAUGAGAAGCAAGUGAUGAUGUUCAGUGCUACACUUGCAAAAGAUAUCCGACCAAUUUGCAAGAAGUUCAUGCAAGAUCCCAUGGAAGUUUAUGUUGAUGAUGAAACCAAACUGACUCUACAUGGUUUGCAACAGUACUACGUGAAGCUUCGCGAUAGUGAAAAAAACCGCAAACUUUUUGAUCUUCUUGAUAUAUUGGAAUUCAAUCAGGUCAUUAUUUUUGUGAAAAGCCUGCAAAGGUGCAUGGCACUUUCACAGUUAUUGGUUGAACAAAAUUUCCCUGCCAUUGGUAUUCAUCGUGGAAUGGCACAAGAGGAAAGGUUGUCACGUUAUCAACAGUUUAAAGAUUUCCAAAAAAGAAUUUUGGUUGCGACAAAUCUGUUUGGUCGUGGUAUGGACAUUGAGCGAGUUAACAUUGUUUUUAAUUAUGACAUGCCUGAGGAUUCGGACACAUACCUACAUAGGGUUGCUCGUGCUGGAAGAUUUGGUACAAAAGGUCUUGCUAUUACCUUUGUUUCUGAUGAAACUGAUGCCAAAGUAUUAAAUGACGUUCAAGAUAGAUUUGAAGUGAAUAUUGGUGAAUUACCUCAGGAAAUAGAUAUUACUUCGUAUUUGGAGCAAGCCAGAUAAGUUGAACAUCAUUUGGAUCCAAUGAUAAAGAACACAUGUCAUUAUCUGACUGAACAUCAGUAAUUAACUAAGAUGAUAUGUUUUUAUUUUACUUGGAAAUUUGAUAUUCUUAGAAAUAUGUUUGGUUUUAAGCUUUUGUAAAAUAAGAAAAGUACAUUUGGCACAUUGGUGUUUUAUCAACAUAUUUCAUGCUAAAUAUACUUCCUGGGAAAAACCCUGCAUAAUACACUUUUUAAUAACA